Messenger RNA from Ipomoea nil (Japanese morning glory), 2354 nucleotides. RefSeq names its product cellulose synthase-like protein E1. Gene Ontology annotation, molecular function: cellulose synthase (UDP-forming) activity; mannan synthase activity. Gene Ontology annotation, cellular component: trans-Golgi network; plasma membrane. The transcript has 8 exons. The record is from RefSeq and is a predicted model, not a curated record. Gene Ontology annotation, biological process: cellulose biosynthetic process; plant-type primary cell wall biogenesis. The coding region runs from base 52 to 2250 and encodes 732 amino acids. NCBI's taxonomy places the organism in Eukaryota, Viridiplantae, Streptophyta, Magnoliopsida, Solanales, Convolvulaceae.
UUGUUCUGAAAACUGGGAAGACACAGACACCCUCUACAAGUGAAAACGAAGAUGGUGGGGAUUAGAAAGCAGGAGCCUUUAUUUGAAACCAGGCCAGCAAAGGGGAGAGUGGUUUACCGCCUUUUCGCAGCUUCCAUUUUUGUGGCCAUUCUUUGUGUUUGGAUUUACAGAGUGACUCACAUACCGAGGUCCGGUGAAUAUGGCAGAAUGGGUUGGAUUGGAAUGCUCGGGGCCGAGUUCUGGUUUGGGUUUUACUGGUUUCUCACUCAAUCUCAUCGUUGGAACCUCGUAUUUCGCCAACCUUUCAGACACAGGCUCUUGCAAAGAUAUGGGAAUGAUUUGCCGAGGGUGGAUGUGUUUGUGUGCACGGCGGACCCGGCAAUAGAGCCGCCAAUCAUGGUGGUCAACACUGUUUUGUCGGUCAUGGCAUACGACUACCCGCCGGAGAAGCUGAGCGUUUACCUCUCCGACGAUGGUGGCUCUCAGCUCACCUUCUAUGCUCUCUUGGAGGCUUCCAUCUUCUCUCGCCACUGGCUUCCCUAUUGCAAGAAAUUCAAGAUUGAGCCAAGGUCCCCGGCAGCUUAUUUUAGUUCAAGUUCUUCUGACCAACAUGAUGUCAAUAGUGCCAGAGAUUUCUCCUUGAUCAAGAAGCUGUAUCAAGACAUGGAAAACAGAAUCGAGACUGCAUGCCAACUUGGCAGAAUCCCAGAACAUGAACAUCAUAAGCACACAGGAUUUUCUAAAUGGGAUUCAUCUUCAUCUCGUGGAAAUCAUGCUGCUAUUGUGCAGAUACUAAUUGAUGGGAGAGAGGAAAAAGCUAAGGACACAGAAGGGCACAUUUUGCCAACUCUAGUUUACAUGGCCAGGGAGAAAAGACCACAGUAUUUUCACAAUUUCAAAGCCGGUGCCAUGAAUGCAUUGAUCAGGGUUUCAUCUGAGAUAAGCAAUGCUCCUGUCAUUUUGAAUGUCGAUUGUGAUAUGUACUCAAACAACUCGGGUUCAGUUCAAGAUGCCCUUUGCUUCUUAAUGGAUGAAGAGAAAAGCCACAAUAUUGCGUUUGUACAAUUUCCACAAUUUUUCCAUAAUAUUACCAAGAAUGAAUUAUAUGGAGGCUCCCUGAGAGUAAUUCAUGCAGAAUUUUACGGCAUGGAUGGCUAUGGCGGCUCUUUGUAUAUUGGAAGUGGCUGCUUUCACAGGAGGGAAACUAUAUGUGGAAGGGAGUUCAGCAAGGCAACUCGUAUUGAAUUGCAAAGUGACGCUCCUAGAAGAACACAUCAAAAGUCUCAAGAAUUGGAAGAGAGGCUGCAGGAACUAGUCAGCUGCACCUAUGAGGAAAACUCUCAGUGGGGCUAUGAGAUUGGUUUGAAGUAUGGAUGUCCAGUUGAAGAUGUACUGACAGGGAUUACGAUUCAAUGCAAGGGAUGGAAAUCGGUAUAUUUUAGCCCAGCAAGGGAGGCGUUUUUAGGCGUGACAGCAACCAGUCUUGAUCAGGCUUUGGUGCAACAUAAGAGAUGGUCUGAAGGAGAUUUACAGAUUCUUUUUUCAAAGUACAGUCCAGUUUGUUAUGGACUAGGAAAGCUCAACACUGGUCUUAUUAUGGGUAUUCUGACCUAUUGCCUGUGGUCUCCUAAUUGCUUGGCAGUUCUAUAUUACUCUAUUAUACCUUCUCUUUACCUGCUCAAAGGUGUUCCCUUGUUUCCUCAGGUAUCCAGCAUGUGGUUUUUGCCAUUUGCUUAUUUAGUAGUCGCGGAGCUUGCUUACAGCUGUUACGAGUUCCUCUGGGCAAACGGGACGUUUCUGGGCUGGUGGAACGAGCAAAGAAUGUGGCUCUACAAGAGAAGUAGUGCCUACCUGUUCGCGUUUCUGGAUACAAUGUUGAAGCUGGUUGGCUUUUCAAACCCGGGUUUUAUCGUCUCAUCAAAGGUCUCCGACGAGGAUGUUUCUCUGAGAUAUGAGCAAGAGAUCAUGGAGUUUGGAAGCACUUCUCCAAUGUUCACCAUUCUGUCAACACUGGCCAUGCUCAACCUCUUCUGCUUUGUCUGGGCAAUGAAGAAAUUAGUGGGUGCAGAAAGAUUUGUGUUUGAGAGUAUGGGUUUGCAGAUUGGGCUGUGUGGGGUGCUGGUUUUGAUCAACUUGCCUUUGUACAAUGGCAUGUUGUUCAGGAAAGACAAGGGAAGGAUGCCAACCAUUGUUACUCUUAAAUCAACUGUUCUAGCUCUCUCUGCUUGCACUUGUUUCACAUUUUUGUAAAUUUUCUUCUAAUCUUUACCUUGUAUUUAAUGGUUUAUUCUAAAAUGAGUUGUACUUCAUAGAUUUUAAUUUUACCACUUACCAAUGUUUUUAAAGAACUCAAA